AGUGUAAAAAUUUUGUCUACUGCUAUUUUCCAACGGAAUUGGUGAAAAUUUUAUUGAUUUUUUUAGGAAAAAAUAACAACAAAUAAAGCAGUAGCCAUGUCUGACGUUGCCGAUUUAAUGAAAAUGCCCGAAGAGAGCAUUGAUAUGAUUGCUGCAACAUCUGUGUUGCAGCAACAGGCCGCUGAUAUCCGUACCAAAACCAUUAACUGGGCAUCGUACAUGCAAUCCCAAAUGAUUUCCCAAGAAGAUUAUCAAUGCAUUAGUGCUUUGGAUAACUCAAAGGCUGCCUACUUGCAAUCGAAUCCAGCCCAAGCUGUUAAGACUUUGUUGAAUCUGUUGUCUCAUGUCUCCAAAGAUUCGACUAUUCAAUAUAUCAUGGUCAUGAUUGACGAUCUGUUGCAAGAGGAUCGUUCUCGUGUUGAUAUUUUCCAUGAAUAUUGUGCCAAGCGCAAGGAAUGUGUUUGGGGCCCUUUCUUGAAUCUGUUGAAUCGUCAAGAUGGUUUCAUUGUGAAUAUGUCAUCUCGUAUCUUGGCCAAAUUGGCAUGCUGGGGUCAUGAAAUGAUGCCCAAAUCAGAUUUGAACUUCUAUUUGCAAUUCUUGAAGGAUCAAUUGACUGUACAGUGCAAAAAAUAUAUCAGUGAGAUGACUGCCCUAUCAAAAAGAAUCCAAACCAUUAUAAUACAUUCAGAUGGACAUGAUAAGGGACACACAAAUCACCUUGAUCUGGUUGAAUUUUUGAAAUAUCGUGAACAAGCUGCAGCGGCGGGCAAGACGUCCAACGAAUAUAUUCAAUCUGUGGCCCGUUGCCUGCAAAUGAUGUUGCGUAUUGAUGAAUAUCGUUUUGCUUUUGUUAGUGUUGAUGGUAUCAGCACUUUGGUGCGCAUUUUGUCAUCUCGUGUCAACUUCCAAGUACAAUAUCAAUUGGUCUUCUGUUUGUGGGUCUUGACCUUCAAUCCUUUGUUGGCCACAAAAAUGAACAAAUUCACGGUCAUCCCCAUUUUGGCUGAUAUCCUCAAUGAUUGUGCCAAGGAAAAGGUUACCCGCAUCAUUUUGGGUGUAUUCCGCAACUUGAUUGAAAAGCCAACCGAUGCCCAAGUUGCCAAGGAACAUUGCAUUGCCAUGGUACAAUGCAAAGUCUUGAAACAACUUUCCAUUUUGGAACAACGUCGUUUCGAUGACGAAGACAUCUCCGCUGAUGUUGAAUUCUUAACAGAAAAGUUGCAAAACUCUGUACAAGAUUUGUCCUCAUUCGAUGAAUAUGCCACAGAAUUGCGCAGUGCCCGCUUGGAAUGGUCGCCCGUACACAAAUCUGCCAAAUUCUGGCGUGAAAAUGCCCAACGUUUGAAUGAGAAGAACUACGAAUUGUUGCGCAUUUUGGUACAUCUUUUGGAAACCUCCAAGGAUCCCAUUAUUUUGUCUGUUGCCUGCUAUGAUAUUGGAGAAUAUGUUCGUCAUUAUCCCAGAGGAAAACACGUCUUGGAACAAUUGGGCGGCAAACAAAUUGUUAUGCAAUUGUUGGGUCAUGAAGAUCCCAAUGUACGUUAUGAAGCCUUGUUGGCCGUACAAAAAUUGAUGGUUCACAACUGGGAAUAUUUGGGCAAACAAUUGGAAAAAGACAAUGAAACCCAAAAACAAGGUUCAGCUGCCAUUAGCGGCAAAGCUUAAGUAUUAUAAUUCCCCAUUAAUAUA
Messenger RNA from Musca vetustissima, 1689 nucleotides. RefSeq names its product V-type proton ATPase subunit H. Gene Ontology annotation, cellular component: vacuolar proton-transporting V-type ATPase, V1 domain; lysosomal membrane. NCBI's taxonomy places the organism in Eukaryota, Metazoa, Arthropoda, Insecta, Diptera, Muscidae. The record is from RefSeq and is a predicted model, not a curated record. Bases 97 to 1665 code for a protein of 522 amino acids. Gene Ontology annotation, molecular function: protein binding; proton-transporting ATPase activity, rotational mechanism. Gene Ontology annotation, biological process: proton transmembrane transport. The transcript is spliced from 8 exons.